UGAAGCAAAAUAUCCAGAGCCACUGCCUUUGUCCAUGUCAUUGCUGUGUGGAUUUUUGUACUAUACAUAACUAGUUUUCAUGGCGUCUCUCUGAUUAUGCAGUGCUACAGCAACACAAUAACUUUUCUCUUCCGCACGACCUAAAUUGUUGCAGCUCAACAUUCCGAUUAACACUUCAGUGCUACUGUACAUCCUGUGCAACCAUGGUUCGAAUGUUUGGACUGCUUCUGACGGCCACUGGACCCAUCAAAUUUGGAGCAAAUUGCGGAGGAAAAAACCCAAAUGCAUUCGCUGCAUUGAAGUAUUGUGGGGCGACGGGGACGAACAUAGGUUUGAAAAGGAGCCUCUUGUUUGGACGACAAGAAGUGGCAGUGCUCUUCAGAGCGUUCUCAGUAAAGCCCCCCAGAGGGUUUGAGAAGUAUUUCCCAAAAAAAAGUGAAGAUGCAGAUGUCAUGAAGUCAUGUGAAGAACCCAAAAAUGUUGAUUCCACGGAUCCCUUACCAAAUGAAGUUAGAAGGAAGGUGCACGGUGGAGGUAGAGAAAGCAGUGAAGGAGGCGGUGGUGGGCAAGGAGGAGGAGGAGGAGACGAGGGAGGAAGAGAUGACAGCUGGUGGGCCCGCAUGCAGAGGGGUGAAUUUCCAUGGGACAAGAAGUACUUCCAGCAUGUGGGAAUCGCAGCAGCGGGAAUGCUGUCUACGUUUAUCUACCUGCACUUAAGGGAGACGGGUAGAGAGAUCUCCUGGAAAGAUUUCGUGAACUACUACCUCACAGAAGGACUGGUGGACCGUCUGGAAGUGAUUAAUAAGCAGUAUGUCAGGGUGAUCCCAGCACCAGGAGUCAACACUUCUGAUGUGAAUUACGUGUGGUUCAACAUUGGAAGUGUGGAGACGUUUGAGCGUAAUCUGGAGAUGGCUCAACAGGAGAUGGGGCUGGAGCCCCUCCGUAAAGUGCCUGUCUUCUACACCUCAGAGAGCGAUGGGUCUUUCCUGAUGAGCAUCCUCCCUACGGCGCUUCUGGUUGGCUUUCUGCUCUUCGCUCUCCGACGAGGACCAAUGAUGGGAGGCGGCGGCGGUGGUGGAGGCGGGGCCAGGAACAACCCCACCAGCAUGAGCGAAUCCAAAGCCAAGAUGAUCAAGGGCAACAUCAGCACGAGGUUCAAGGAUGUGGCAGGCUGUGAGGAGGCCAAAGUGGAGAUCAUGGAGUUUGUGAACUUCUUGAAAAAUCCCAAGCAGUACCAGGACUUAGGAGCCAAAAUCCCCAAGGGUGCCGUCUUAUCAGGACCCCCAGGGACUGGGAAGACUCUCCUGGCCAAAGCCAUGGCGGGGGAAGCCAACGUGCCCUUCAUCACAGUCAGUGGCUCCGAGUUUCAAGAGGUGUUUGUUGGAGUUGGGCCAGCUAGGGUGAGAGACAUGUUCAACAUGGCCAGGAAGAAUGCUCCAUGUAUCCUCUUCAUCGAUGAGAUCGACGCUAUCGGCAGGAAGCGGGGCAGGGGGGACUUUGGCGGCCAGAGCGAGCAGGAGAACACACUGAACCAGCUGCUGGUGGAGAUGGACGGUUUCAAACCCAGCACCAACGUGGUGGUCUUGGCAGGAACCAAUCGUGUGGAUGUCCUGGAUCCUGCUCUUAUGAGGCCUGGACGAUUUGACAGGCAGAUCUACAUCGGCGCUCCGGACAUCAAAGGCAGGGCAUCCAUCUUUAAGGUGCACCUGCGCCCGUUGAGACUGGACCUUAGCAUAGACCCAGAUGACCUCUCCAGGAAGCUCGCUGCUUUAACCCCCGGCUUUACUGGUGCUGACAUCGCUAAUGUGUGCAAUGAAGCAGCUCUCAUCGCUGCCAGGCAUCUCCACAAGUCCAUCAAGGCAAGGCACUUUGAGCAGGCCAUCGACAGAGUCAUUGGAGGGCUGGAGAAGAAGACCCAGGUGCUUCAGCCCACCGAGAAGACCACGGUGGCCUACCAUGAGGCGGGCCACGCAGUGGUGGGCUGGUUCCUGGAGCAUGCCGACCCCCUCCUCAAGGUUUCCAUCAUUCCCAGAGGGAAAGGCCUGGGCUAUGCGCAGUACCUCCCUAAGGAGCAGUACCUGUUCACGCGCGAGCAGCUUUUUGACAGGAUGUGCAUGAUGCUGGGCGGCCGUGUCGCGGAGCAGGUGUUCUUUGGGAGGAUCACCACUGGUGCCCAGGACGACCUGAGGAAGGUCACCCAGUCUGCCUAUGCACAGGUGGUACAGUUUGGCAUGAAUGAUGCGGUGGGCCAGAUGUCCUAUAACCUGCCGCAGCCAGGGGAGCUGGUGUCAGAGAAGCCGUACAGCGAGGCCACCGCCCAGCUCAUCGACCAGGAGGUGCGGCAACUCAUCGACCUGGCCCUCACCAAGACGCGGCAGCUAGUCACCGACAAACGACACCUGGUAGAGAUGGUGGGUAAGCGUCUUUUGGAGCGGGAGGUCCUGGACAAAGCUGACAUGCUGGAGCUGCUGGGGCCGAGGCCCUUCGAGGAGAAGUCCACGUACGAGGAGUUUGUUGAGGGCACGGGCACUUUGGAGGAGGACACAAGCCUCCCUGCCGGCUUAAAGAACUGGAACCAGGAGAGACAGGACUCGGACGACCCCCCGCAACAGCUGAAGGAGGCUGUGUACUUGUCGAGCAAGUAAGCAAAGGAAAGGAAGGUCUGGGGCGGGACCCUCAAGACCUACUGGCCUACUCCCAAGCAGCAGGAUUGAAUGGGAGCCGUGCAUGUCUGUAGACUGUGAACUGUACUGUAUUUCCCCCGUGCUGCACCCACUCGCUGCACAUUAGACACGGUGCUAAGCGGCUUUGGUUUCAAAGCCAACAUAGACGGAGACGAGGCGCUUCAGUUCCACUGACCUGGAAUGUGCAAUAUGGGCUGCUAUUUCUGAAGUGUACUUGUAUCCUUCCAUCUUGGCCCGGUGAUGAUGAAAUAGUUGAUAUGAAGUCCUUAUUUUAAAUCAUGGGCUCUGGACUUUUGAGAUGGAUUGUGGUUAUUGUCGUGCCGUUUUUUUACCGUCCUGUUGUGAAUGUCAUCGCACGGCCAGUGGGAAGUGGUAACACCACUGUAUGUGAAACUUGAAGACGUGAUAAGUCCAACAUUGUGAAGACCUGUAAUGAAUAUGAUUCAUUGAUUGAUAUUGAAGACUGUUAUAUAGAACAGGCCAUAUAGAACAUUCAAAGAGAAGAAUGAGCAGUCAACUGUGUAUGCACUCUGAAGACAGUGGUGCCAUAUGCAGUGUUGUUGGAGUGUGUACAUUGGCAUCAUGUUAAGCUGUGUGUACGUGCGUGAGUGCGUGCGUGUGUGUGUGUGUGUGAGCAUGUUGGCAUGUUUGUGUAAAUUCGUGCCUCUUUAUGUGUCUGCUUUGUGGACAGACAUCCUUGCUGACACGAUGAACAUUUUAAUCCUUUUAUUACAUUUUUAAAGCAAACACAGGCUUUUCUCAUCCAAUGCAUUUUGCCUUCCUGACGGAAAGCGUUAUUUUGCUUUAACUGUAAGUCAUGCUUUAAAAGCUAUUGUUACUGAUCAUGUUGUACCAGAAAUUUCCACAGCCGUUUGUACAUAAAAAAGAUGAUGAAGUGUAAAAGUAAAGUUGUGAAGAUUUUUGUUCA
Messenger RNA from Engraulis encrasicolus (European anchovy), 3612 nucleotides. RefSeq names its product AFG3-like protein 1. Gene Ontology annotation, biological process: mitochondrial protein processing. Lineage: Eukaryota; Metazoa; Chordata; Actinopteri; Clupeiformes; Engraulidae. Gene Ontology annotation, cellular component: m-AAA complex; membrane. The transcript is spliced from 17 exons. Bases 204 to 2645 code for a protein of 813 amino acids. Gene Ontology annotation, molecular function: ATP-dependent peptidase activity; ATP binding; metalloendopeptidase activity. The record is from RefSeq and is a predicted model, not a curated record.